GCGGCGAGCGCGCUUUUUUCGCCUCGCCGCCGGGAAGCCGCGCACCCGGUCGACCGUCACACGCCACUUCGUCGGUUGCUCUCGUAGCGUUCGCACAGUUUUUUUGUCCGUGCCGGUAGCAUUUCCUAGCAGUCAUGGCUGAGGAGACGAGCACAGCCGCAGCAGCGCCGGCCGCGUCGUCGGCACCCCAGAGCCCCAAGAAGAAGGCGGCGCGCGGAGCCGGCAAGCCCCGCACCACGGCCAGCCACCCCAAGGUGUCGGCCAUGGUGAACGCGUCCAUCGGCGAGCUGAAGGAGCGCGGAGGGUCGUCUCUGCAGGCCAUCAAGAAGCACAUGGCGGCCACCUACAAGGUGGACGUGGAGAAGCUGUCGCCGUUUAUCCGCAAGUACCUCAAGUCGGCCGUCACCUCGGGUGCGCUGGUCCAGACCAAGGGCAAGGGCGCCAGCGGUUCGUUCAAGCUGGCUGCGGGCGCCGCUGCGGGCGAGAAGAAAAAGGCCAAGGCUGCAGGAGUCGUCAAGAAAGCCGCCAAGAAGCCGGCCAAGAAGACUCCCAAGAAGUCUCCCAAAAAGGCUCCCAAGAAGGUGGCGGUCAAGAAGGCCAAGCCAGCAAAGAAGCCCAAGGCCGAGAAGAAGGCGUCGCUGCCCAAGAAACCCAAGAAGCCGGCGGCCAAGAAGGCGGCCACCCCAAAGAAGGCAGCCAAGAAGUAAAGCUCGGCCUCCUCGAGCCGGCCCCACGGGCACACACACAAACGGCCCUCGUCAGGGCCACCCAAAACGUCUGCCUCGGCGGAGCCGUUUACCGCGGUGCUCCGACCCCCGUGACCUCUCGUUUUCGCCCGGUCAUUCUCCAUCGAUCGAUCGCGCCGCCGUAACCAUGGGCUCCGAUCUCAAAUAACAACCAGGUCACAAACUUCUUGCCCGUGCGCCUUUUUCUGGCAUACUGCGUGGUUAAUGUCUGUAAGUUCUGAUUAACUGUAUAAUGUAUCAAGAUAUUAGGAAAGGUAGUUCACCUAUGACCAGUUUCUGUGCUAUUAGUGUUUUAACUAUCCUGAACAUGCCGUUAACAGGCUUCUUAACGAGAAAGAAUACAUAGUUUAGAGGGAAAAUCCGCUGAGACGGCUUUUGGUAUCAAGGAACAGCCGGUUAUGAACAUAAAAAGAACACUUUGCUAUUGGAAUAUUGUGGAAACGCUGUGUAGCUAUUAAAUGAUGGUGCCUUUUGCUCUAAA
Messenger RNA from Dermacentor albipictus, 1227 nucleotides. RefSeq names its product histone H1B-like. Gene Ontology annotation, molecular function: nucleosomal DNA binding; structural constituent of chromatin; double-stranded DNA binding. Gene Ontology annotation, biological process: negative regulation of DNA recombination; chromosome condensation; nucleosome assembly. Lineage: Eukaryota; Metazoa; Arthropoda; Arachnida; Ixodida; Ixodidae. Gene Ontology annotation, cellular component: nucleosome; nucleus. The record is from RefSeq and is a predicted model, not a curated record.